Molecule: messenger RNA, 4451 nt
Organism: Hippocampus comes (tiger tail seahorse)
Lineage: Eukaryota; Metazoa; Chordata; Actinopteri; Syngnathiformes; Syngnathidae
Gene: nfatc2a
Product: nuclear factor of activated T cells 2a
Exons: 10
Coding region: 552-3131 (859 amino acids)
Biological process (GO): calcineurin-NFAT signaling cascade; regulation of transcription by RNA polymerase II; cytokine production
Cellular component (GO): transcription regulator complex
Molecular function (GO): RNA polymerase II cis-regulatory region sequence-specific DNA binding; DNA-binding transcription factor activity, RNA polymerase II-specific; transcription factor binding
Source: RefSeq, a predicted model, not a curated record
AGCAGAACCGGAACAUCCCUCUUUUGUCGCUCACUGGUCGUACUCCCGCAGAGAGUUCUGGGGUCCCACAAUGAGGUUCUUGUGCGCUACUGUCUGAGAGAAAGCCACAGAAAUGCUUUGGCUCAGGAAUGGGAGACGUCAUGGAUUCCUGAGUGUGGGUCUUUGCAGGAAAAGCCCUGAGUCUCCCAACAUGGAGCGGCUCCAGGUUUCCAUGGCGAGGGCGCCCAAACAGGAGGAAACACUGAGGGAAUCCCGUUAUUUUACAGCAUUGCACCAUUAUAAACACUCAGAGCAGGGCAGGGAAGCCGCUCUCGUUACUCCAAAGAACCACUGGCCAGCCGAACCUCCACCGCUGCUCCUUUUCACUCAACUCGGAUGAGACUUUUUACAACUUGGACUUUUGUUUGCCUUUUUGCCAUCCCCCUCAGCAUUUUUUUAACUGAGAAACUGAAACUUUGCCAUGCUUGUUAGACCUGAGUGACUUUGAUUUGACUUUUUUCCCCCCUCCAACAUUUUUUUAUUUCUUGGGUUUUUUUUUCUUUUGUCUCCUAAUGUUUAGAGGGACUUGGAGAGUGACCCAGUACCACACCAUGAGGUCCAUGGAUCAAGAUGACCCAAAUCUUGCGUCUCACAAAGUCCUCAGUCCCGAGUCUGAGCAAGCCUUUCCCCUGGAGGAGGUCUCCCCGUAUGCUGUCAAGUCCUGUAGUCGCUCCUACAUUGAACACCAGACAGAAGUUCUGCCAGGAUAUGACGCUCAGGAAGCACAGAACUACCUGGACAGUACCCGGCCCCCAGGCUUGGCCUUGAGCCCGCGCAUUGAAAUCACACCAUCCCGGGAGCACUACAGCCACUCUCGCGACUCCCUGCAGAACCACCACCCCAGUGUCAACAGCCCCCGACCCACAUUGACCGUACCAGGCCAUGAGAACCUCUCCUACCGCGAGCCCCAGUGCCUGAGCCCCGCCAGCAGCAACUCGUCCACCAGCUGGCACUCGGAGAAUUAUUCCCCCUGGGCUUCCCCCUGCGUGUCCCCCAGUAGCGGCAACAAUCCUGGAGACCUGUGCCCCCGAUUACAGAACAUCCACACUGGCUCCCCACGCACCUCCCCGGGAACAUCACCGAACGCCGGCCUAACUGAGGAAGGCUACCUGGGAACGUGUUCACCCUCCCCGCGCCCUGGCUCCCGCUCCACCUCCCCGCAGGGUAAACGCACCUACGACAUGUACAGGAAUCCCGCUCUGAUGCCCGGCAUCCGCUCCCGAAGCCCUUCCCCCCUAGGCGGCCAUGUGGAUCAGAACAUGGGGGCCCACUAUCCACACAACGCCAUGCCGGAAGCCAUGAAUGGUUUCAGUUUGCCCACUAAACUAGUCAAGACUUCCAACCAGGUUUACACUCUGUAUCCGGAGCAUCACGGCGAGGGGAACUACUUGGUGUCCUGUGACCAGGAUAUGAAAAGCAAACCUUCUCCAGAACCCUUCUUUGUCAUCCCUCCGAUCUGGUCUAAGCCGCUGGUCUCCAGCAUUUGCAGUAUCCCGUUGGCGUCUCUCCCCCCUCUGGAAUGGCCCGUGCCCAGCCGCACGGACCACUAUGAGCUCCAUAUCGAGGUGCAGCCAAAGCCGCACCACAGAGCUCACUACGAGACGGAGGGAAGUAGAGGCGCCGUCAAGGCCCACACAGGAGGACACCCUGUGGUGCAGUUGCGCGGCUACAAAGGCAAAGAGGCGCUCGGGCUGCAGAUCUUCAUCGGCACGGCGGACGAGCGCAUUCUCAAGCCGCACGCCUUCUACCAAGUGCACCGCAUCACUGGCAAAACCGUUACGACAAACAGUUUGGAGAAGAUUGUCAAUGGAACCAAAGUCCUGGAGAUGCCCCUGGAACCAAAAAACAACAUGAGAGCAAUAAUUGACUGCGCCGGUAUCCUGAAGCUGCGGAAUGCCGACAUCGAGCUGAGGAAGGGCGAGACGGACGUCGGCCGAAAGAACACGCGCGUCCGCCUCGUGUUUCGCGUGCAUAUACCUCAGCCCGGAGGACAGCACGUCUCACUACAAGUGGCCUCGCAUCCCGUUGAGUGUUCUCAGCGUUCAGCACAUGAACUUCCCAUCGUGGAGAAGCAGGACUCGGACAGUUGCUCCGUUCUGGGAGGCCAGCAGAUGAUCUUGAGCGGGCAGAACUUCAGCUCCGAUUCCAAAGUGGUUUUCAUGGAGAAAACGCAGGAUGGGAUGCAAAUUUGGGAAAUGGAAGCGACGGUGGACAAAGAUAAGAGCCAACCGAGCAUGCUGUUUGUGGAGGUGCCGUCCUACCGCGACUCGUCUAUCUGCCAUCCUGUCAAAGUGACCUUCUGUGUAGUCAAUGGGAAGAGGAAACGUAGUCAGCCUCAGCACUUCACCUACACACCACUGCCAUCUCCAUCCAUCAAGACCGAGCCUCUAGACGAGUACGACUCGGAUCACAUGAGCUUCGCCGUCCCCCCCGUCAUGGGCAUACUCCCUCAUUCCUACUACCACACCCCGCACGGCGUCCUCCACCCCGAACAUGGCCUCGUUUCCAGCAUGGCUCCAUGCCAGCGACUUGGCUCCAACCUCCUGGGACAGGAAUCCCGCUUCCACAACCAGAGUCCGGCCAUUGUCUUCUCUCGUGCAGGGAAAAGCCUGAGCAGCAGCCCGGGCACCUAUCAGCAGACUGGUCCCAUGAUCCCUGACCCCCACCGCUCCGUCCUGGUCCACACGGGCUCUCAGGCACCAACUGCCGCACCAAUGGGCGCAGGCCAGCACCCGUCUAUCAUCCAGUUCUCCCCCACCAACCACCACCUGCUUCGGGCAGGAGACCAAGCACAUCCAGAGCAGCCCGUCAUUUAUUGCGAAGGCUACAUCCCGCAGGGGACCCACCCGUCCCCGCCCCCCCAGGUAGACGGGAACCCCCCUCAGCAAUACCCAACCGUGAUCCAGCAACAGACGUACGCUACCAAAGGGCAGCAGAAAGCCAGAGUAUCUCCCGAGGAGACGCCGGCCGACCAAGCGAGGAGGGUGACGGUGAAGGAAGAGAACCUGGACCAGGCCUACCUAGAUGACGGUGAGUUGAAUGAGAUCAUCUGCAAGGACUUGACUGGUGUUCAAACUCGAGGGCAAUCCUAGAGGAGCAGAAAAUGACAUCACAUGCUGCCCCAAGCCCUCUGUUGUCAACAUCGGACAUUUUGGGUUUUGUGCUCUCCACGCCGCUGUACAGAGAUGCACCUAUGCAGGUAGCACCAAAAAAAAAACAAAAAAAAAAAACAGAUAACUGUGCCUUAUUUUGGUAAUAGAGGUAGUUAAAACCUAUGCUUGUUUACUAGUGAGUGAAUACAUGAAGAAAAUCCAAAACUUAACCGGUCGAUCAUCUCAAAAAGUGCAGUUUGUAAUUAAGAAUAAAAUGAUGCCUUCACCAAAUGAGCUAUCAGCUCCACGUGCACUGUUUUGUUUUUUUGAAAACCGGAUGUUUACGUGCGUGUAAAUAAAUGUAUUCCAUUUUAUACGGCAUGUGUAUGUUGCAUAAUAUUCACGUGAAGUGUCUUCACAGGGCCUGUGAUGCUGCAGUCAUGAUUGUAGUUUGUGUUCGAAUUCUAAAUUCUAAGUCCAGUGACAAUCUGCACUUUGAUACAUUAUAAGUGGCCUUUUGGAAUUACAAAUGCGUUUAUUUUAUUUGUUUUUCUCUGAACCUUUUCCUGUAUGUAUAUAGCAGAUUUUUUUUUUUUUUUUUACAUAUAGUGAAAAAAAGUAUAUUCAAUGCCAAAGUCUUGCCUAUGCACAAGAUUAUUGCAGCCCAUUGUAAACAGUUUUCUACCUGUACACACUCGUGAGAAUAUACAGCUAUCCUAAAAUAGUUGGCUGUGAUUGAAAAGGAAUUUUUCAUUUUUUCCAGAAGUCUUUUGACCUAAUCAGAAAUUAUUUGCCUUACGUGUUAAUCAACGUAUCACUUUUUAUAUGAAAAGCUGCAAAUGGGGGUGAAAAGUAAAAAUAUAAAGAAAGAUAGAAUCGGACGCAGACCUUUUUUUUUUUUAAUAUGAAAAAAAAGAAUAUUCUAUUUUGUAAUAUUGCAUUGAUAUGAAUGAUGUUUGCCAUUGAGCCAGUACAGCACAAUUACAGUUGCCUUAUCUUGAAUGUAAUCUCCCCACCCCAUUUUUUUUGUGUGUCUUGUAAAUAUAGACCUCAAAGUGUGAUGUCAUGCUGAAAUAUGUGUAGCUUGUCAUAUUGUUAUGCGUUUAUAUCAUGCUCCAUAUCAUUCAGUUUGUUUGUUUGGUUUUUGUACAAGGAAAAACUGAAGGGAAUGAGGCCUCAUUGAUAUCUUCAAUCGAGGCCUUUUUGUUCACUUGUUUAAUUUCAGCGAGAUUUUAAUUAAUGUCUUAUUUACUGUUGGUCUUUAAGCCGUGAUAUUUUUGCAUUCUUAAAAGUAGCAAUAAACUAUAUCCUUACACAAUC